AUGAAGUUCUUUCACUCUAUUGCUUUGGCCACAUGCCUUCUUGGCGCCUUGAGCCUUGCUGCCCCUGUUGCUAAUGCUGCUGUCGAGGCGAGGCAAUUCAAGUAUGGAUUCGCAUUCUUGACUCCCGAAGAGGCUGAAGCUGCCGCCUCAGAGGUAGAGAAGCGCGAUCUCGACAAGAGACAGUUCAAGUAUGGCUUCGCUUUUCUCACACCAGAAGAUGCCGAAGCUGCCGCCGCUGAUGCCAACCGUGCCGUGGAAAAGAGGCAGUUCAAGUACGGCUUCGCCUUCCUGACCCCAGAGGAGGCCGAGGCCGCUGCUACGGAGACAGAGAAGCGCGGUCUAGACAAGAGACAAUUCAAGUACGGCUUCGCCUUCUUGACCCCGGAGGAAGCGGAGGCAGCUGCCGCCGACGCUGAGAAGCGAAAUGUCGAGAAAAGACAAUUCAAAUAUGGAUUCGCUUUCCUUACCCCGGAAGAUGCCGAAGCUGCCGAAGCUUCAACAGCAGAGGCUAGCACUUAG
Molecule: messenger RNA, 519 nt
Organism: Venustampulla echinocandica
Lineage: Eukaryota; Fungi; Ascomycota; Leotiomycetes; Helotiales; Pleuroascaceae
Exons: 2
Coding region: 1-519 (172 amino acids)
Source: RefSeq, a predicted model, not a curated record